Molecule: messenger RNA, 3391 nt
Organism: Mus caroli (Ryukyu mouse)
Lineage: Eukaryota; Metazoa; Chordata; Mammalia; Rodentia; Muridae
Gene: Selenon
Product: selenoprotein N
Biological process (GO): skeletal muscle fiber development; calcium ion homeostasis
Cellular component (GO): endoplasmic reticulum membrane
Molecular function (GO): calcium ion binding
Source: RefSeq, a predicted model, not a curated record
AUGGGCCAGGCCCGUCCCGCAGCGCGCCGUCCGCACAGCCCGGACCCCGGCGCGCAGCCCGCGCCUCCCCGCCGCCGCGCCCGCGCCCUGGCGCUGCUCGGAGCCCUGCUGGCGGCCGCUGCCGCCGUUGCCGCUGCCUGGGCCUGCGCGCUCCUCGCCGACGCCCAGGCGGCCGCGCGGCAGGAAUCGGCAUUGAAGGUCCUGGGGACAGAUGGCCUCUUUCUCUUUUCCUCGCUGGACACUGACCAGGAUAUGUACAUCAGUCCAGAAGAAUUCAAACCCAUUGCAGAGAAACUGACAGGGUCAGUUCCUGUGGCCAGCUACGAGGAGGAGGAAUUGCCCCAUGACCCCAGCGAGGAGACUCUUACCAUAGAAGCCCGAUUCCAGCCUCUGCUCACAGAGACCAUGACCAAAAGCAAAGAUGGCUUCCUAGGGGUCUCCCGCCUCGCUCUGUCCGGCCUCCGCAACUGGACCACAGCGGCCUCACCGAGUGCAGCGUUUGCUGCCCGCCACUUCCGGCCCUUCCUGCCCCCACCAGGUCAGGAGCUGGGCCAGCCCUGGUGGAUUAUCCCCGGGGAGCUGAGCGUCUUCACGGGCUAUUUGUCCAACAACCGCUUCUACCCACCACCGCCCAAGGGCAAAGAGGUCAUCAUCCAUCGCCUGUUAAGCAUGUUCCAUCCGCGCCCCUUCGUGAAAACGCGCUUUGCCCCUCAGGGCACCGUGGCCUGCCUGACUGCCAUCAGCGAUUCCUACUACACCGUGAUGUUCCGGAUCCACGCGGAGUUUCAACUCAGUGAACCUCCUGACUUCCCCUUCUGGUUCUCGCCCGGCCAGUUCACUGGCCAUAUCAUCUUAUCCAAAGAUGCUACACACAUCCGUGACUUUAGGCUGUUCGUGCCCAAUCACAGGUCUCUGAAUGUGGACAUGGAGUGGCUGUACGGGGCCAGUGAGACCAGCAACAUGGAGGUGGACAUUGGCUACAUCCCCCAGAUGGAGCUGGAGGCUGUGGGCCCCUCGGUGCCCUCUGUGGUCCUGGAUGAGGAUGGCAACAUGAUUGACAGCCACCUGCCCUCAGGAGAACCCCUCCAGUUUGUGUUUGAGGAGAUCAAGUGGCAUCAGGAGCUGAGCUGGGAAGAAGCUGCCCGGCGCCUGGAGGUGGCCAUGUAUCCGUUCAAGAAGGUCAACUACCUGCCGUUCACGGAGGCCUUUGACAGAGCCAAGGCUGAGAAGAAACUUAUUCAUUCCAUCUUGCUGUGGGGGGCCCUGGACGACCAGUCCUGCUGAGGUUCCGGGCGGACUCUCCGGGAGACUGUCCUGGAAAGCCCGCCCAUCCUCACUCUCCUCAAUGAGAGCUUCAUCAGUACCUGGUCCCUGGUAAAGGAGCUAGAAGACCUGCAGACCCAGCAGGAGAACCCACUCCACAGGCAGCUGGCAGGCCUGCACUUGGAGAAGUACAGCUUUCCUGUAGAGAUGAUGAUCUGUCUCCCCAACGGCACUGUGGUCCACCAUAUCAACGCCAACUACUUCCUGGACAUCACCUCCAUGAAGCCUGAAGACACGGAGAAUAAUAACGUCUUCAGCUUCUCGUCCAGCUUUGAGGACCCGUCCACAGCUACCUACAUGCAGUUCCUGAGGGAAGGACUCCGGCGGGGCCUGCCCCUCCUCCAGCCCUAGUGUGCCUAGUCCUAGAGAACCUGGACCUGGUGAAAAGCCAGCGGACAGAAUCCACGCGCCUUGGAGCCACGGUGCCCGGAGCCUGUUUCAGACUGGAAGUGGUCCCUACCUCAUCCCCAGGCUGCCUAGAGAGGUCCAAGGUCAUCUGAGGCUGUCACCUUCAUAAAUCCUGAGGGAUGGUGGCCAGAGGAGGGGGCCUGUCUGCCCGGUCAUGUGACUGAGCUUAAUCCUGCUACCACUAGCAGCCCAUCUGGCUCCAAGAGCUUCUUCGAGUCCCCCCAAAAGGGGUCUGGAGAGACCUCCCUGGACCUUCCAUACAGUGUAGUUCAGGACCUCGGUGUGAAUAGGGAGUGGACUGGAAAGGUCCUUUCUUUCUAGGCUCCCCUUUCAAGCCAAAGGAAUUAAAAGAGCUGGGCUCAGGGCCAAGCUGCCAAUGCCUGCUUGGAGCCUUCUAUGCUGGCCAUCCCUAGGUAGCCUUCUGUGCAUAGUGCCCCCAGCUGGGGUCAUUGUCAGCUGGAGACAGCUGUCUGGAGCCUUCUACAGAAGUGGAGGCCAUAUUGUCACACUGCUACCCUUCAGCCCGUUGACCUGAUGACCCGAGCCCAAUCCUGUUCAGGGAGUUGGAGAAGUUCACUGUGAAGUGUGUCCCAGCCAAAGAGUGCAGCCUUUCUUAUUGCCAGCACUGUCUAGCCCCCCAGGGUACUGCCAGUCAACUCACCACCGGAUGGCCACCAGUUCCCAUCUGCUACUUUUGGGGACUUGGUGAACAUCUUGAACGGCUGACCAUGGUCAGUCAUUUUUUAUGCAUACGGAAAAGUGUUUUUAUAAGAACUUUCUCACAGUAUAUAUUUUUUAAAACUCUGAAUGCUGAGGAGAAAGAAGUGGGCAGUGGCUCCCCCCAGCAACAGCCGCAUGAUGGCUGGGUCUGAAAUCGCAAAUGGAUCCAGCCUGAUGUCCUCGCAGUUGCACAUGUCGGGAAAAACUAAGCCCAUUUUCCUUCUCUCCAGCUUUUUACAAGCAGUCAAGACUCAGUAUUCCCCAGCUCUGUCCUGUGCUCCACACUCCCAAGAAGCGCCUUGAACUCAAUCGCAUCUGAGCCUUCUUGACAUCAGCCAGGUCCCUGUGAGCCAUCUCUUUCCCUGGCCUCACCAGGGGCUCAAGCUUCAACCGUGCAGAGGAGGAAGGCACAUAGACAUUCCCUGAUUCCUACUCCCCUGCCAGUCCUUGGGACCACCACAUAGAGCCCCCCCCCCCCAACGCUCUCUGGCUCCCAGGAGCCUUGUCUCUGGGGUGCCCUGUGAAGGUCACAUACAUUUUCUCAUAGCAAACCAUGAAUUGGAAAAUUGCCCCCAUUUUCAGAGGAAGACACUGGAGUCUUAGGGAAGCAAAGUGACCUCCUGGGGUCACUCAGAGGACCAGAGUUGUAAUCCAAAUCCACAUGACUCUAAAGGCUAUGUCUUGGUUUUGGGGGUGCCCUGGCUCAUUUCCCCCUGUGGUGGGAAGGGAAUCUUUUCAAAUCAUGGCUUCUUAUCAGACUAAACAGAGCAGGUGUCUAUAGCUCUGCCAGGUUCUCUGAGCAGUCCUAUGGGAAGUACUGAUUGCUGGGGCUUUCUGGGUCUUCAUCAGACGCCUCUGCACAUCCCCAGCUGCCAUCUCAUCACCCCUCUGCCUUUGUUCCCCCAUCCCCAGUAUGUCCUGUAAUAAAAUUGGAGAGCCU